ACCUCCGGUUUCGCUGACUAUGGCCCUCACUCCUGCAAGAUACACCAAUAGUUUUCUGCCUCCAGUGUCACACUCGGCUUUAACGAAUAGAGAACCAACGCCGACCAAAGAUAAUAGUGAUAAUGAUGAAGAAAGCAUAGACGUAACCAACGAAGAAGACGAUACUCCCUCUUCAGUCUGUGGCGUAUCGUCCAGUAGCGGUCCUUUACGACCUGAACCCCAUCCUGCUUCCAUGACAUCGGGGCUAUACCCUUCAUCUCACGAGACUAUAUACGAAACCUCGGCUAGGCUGCUUUUCAUGGCUGUCAAGUGGGCGAAAAAUCUACCUAGCUUCGCCAGUUUACCCUUCAGAGACCAGGUUAUAUUAUUGGAAGAAGCCUGGAGCGAGCUGUUUCUGCUGAACGCAAUCCAGUGGUGUAUGCCUCUCGACGUUUCGGCUAGUCUGCUCUUCAACAUAAACGAGCACGCGAAGAAUGGUAAUUCUGCAACGGAUGUUAGGAUUUUGGCAGACACUCUGCUCCGAUUCAAAUCCAUCCACGUGGAUCCAGCAGAGUUCGCUUGUCUCAAGGCUAUAGUUUUGUUCAGAGCAGAAACAAGAGGACUGAAAGACCCGAGCCAAAUAGAAAAUCUGCAAGACCAAGCUCAGGUAAUGUUGUGGCAGCACUGCAGGACACAACUACCAGGCCAAGUGGCUCGAUUCGGGAGGCUCCUGCUAAUGCUGCCACUGCUGAGGAUAGUUCCUGCCAUUAGGAUUGAAGCGGUGUUUUUCCAGAAGACUAUCGGCAAUACUCCUAUGGAAAAGGUCCUCUGCGACAUGUAUAAAAACUAAAAAAAAAAAAAACGGUGAUAACCCACACCAGAGAGUUAAUUCCAGUCGGUGUUGUUUUUUGUAAAAAAAAAUUAAAUGCCCAGUCUUGAGGAAUUGAAAGGAGGUAAUUUAUUGAACUGUCAAAACGUGUUUCUAGGGAUAAUUUAAGAUUGUGAAUGUAUAUACAGGGGCUCCAGUGAGACAAUUGUUUUCUAGGAACAUCAUUGUAAAUAUCUAGUUAAACAAAAAUGGAUUCGAGGAAAACACAAACGUCUAGGUCGCCAUCCAUUUUGGCGACGGUGUGAUUUUUGCUUGGGAAACGUGAAAUAGUUUACGUUAUUCAACAUUACACGAAUUAUUUGUUGUAUAGCUUUAAAUGAAUAAAUCGAAUGUCUGCAC
Leptinotarsa decemlineata (Colorado potato beetle) is the source of this 1207-nucleotide messenger RNA. Its product is annotated as photoreceptor-specific nuclear receptor. The record is from RefSeq and is a predicted model, not a curated record. Gene Ontology annotation, biological process: regulation of DNA-templated transcription. Lineage: Eukaryota; Metazoa; Arthropoda; Insecta; Coleoptera; Chrysomelidae. Gene Ontology annotation, molecular function: DNA-binding transcription factor activity; sequence-specific DNA binding; zinc ion binding.